Ornithorhynchus anatinus (platypus) is the source of this 1892-nucleotide messenger RNA. It is a transcript of the gene KIN, whose product is annotated as Kin17 DNA and RNA binding protein. Gene Ontology annotation, cellular component: nucleus. Bases 70 to 1248 code for a protein of 392 amino acids. The transcript has 13 exons. Gene Ontology annotation, biological process: DNA damage response; DNA replication. Gene Ontology annotation, molecular function: double-stranded DNA binding. NCBI's taxonomy places the organism in Eukaryota, Metazoa, Chordata, Mammalia, Monotremata, Ornithorhynchidae. The record is from RefSeq and is a predicted model, not a curated record.
CGUCCUUCUUCCUCAGGACAUCCGGGGACUGAGGCCUUCGAAGUCGUCGUUGACGCCGCCGCCGCCGCCAUGGGCAAGUCGGAUUUUCUGACGCCCAAGGCCAUCGCCAACCGCAUCAAGUCCAAGGGGCUCCAGAAGCUGCGCUGGUAUUGCCAGAUGUGCCAGAAACAGUGUCGGGAUGAGAAUGGCUUUAAAUGUCAUUGUAUGUCUGAGUCUCAUCAGAGGCAACUACUUUUGGCUUCAGAAGAUCCUCAGCAGUUUAUGGACUAUUUUUCAGAGGAGUUCCGAAACGACUUUUUAGAACUUCUCAGAAGACGAUUUGGCACUAAGCGAGUCCACAACAACAUUGUAUAUAAUGAAUAUAUCAGUCAUCGAGAGCACAUCCAUAUGAAUGCUACCCAGUGGGAAACUUUGACGGAUUUUACCAAGUGGUUAGGCAGAGAAGGUUUAUGCAAAGUGGAUGAGACUCCCAAAGGGUGGUAUAUCCAGUACAUUGACAGAGACCCUGAGACUAUCCGCCGACAGCAGGAACAAGAGAAGAAGAAGAAGCAGGACCUCGACGAUGAAGAAAAGACCGCCAAGUUCAUUGAAGAGCAAGUGAGAAGAGGCUUAGAAGGAAAAGAGCAGGAAGUCCCUGUUUUUACAGAAUUAAAUAGAGAUAAUGAAGAAGAGAAAGUUGCAUUUAAUUUGAAUAAAGGAGCAAGCACCUCAUCAUCAUCAACAACUCCCAAACCCAGUUCCCUGGGGCCCAGUGCAUUGAAGAUGGUCAAGGGUGCAGCAUCAGCAAAACGGAAAGAUUCUUCCCAUAGCUCAGCUCAGUCAAAAGAGAAAAAGAAGAAAUCUGCACUUGACGAGAUUAUGGAGUUUGAGGAAGAAAAGAAAAAAAGUUCUCGAACAGAUUAUUGGCUGCAGCCUGAGAUAGUUGUAAAAAUUAUGACCAAAAGACUUGGAGAGAAAUAUCACAAGAAAAAAGCAGUAAUCAAGGAAGUAAUCGACAAAUACACAGCAGUCGUAAAGAUGAUUGAUUCUGGAGACAAACUAAAACUUGACCAGACUCAUCUAGAGACAGUAAUACCGGCACCAGGAAAAAAAGUUUUGGUUCUGAAUGGGGGCUACAGAGGCAAUGAAGGAACUUUAGAUUCUAUCAAUGAAAAGACUUUCUCAGCCACUAUAAUCAUUGAAACAGGUCCUUUAAAGGGACGCAGAGUUGAAGGUAUUCAAUAUGAAGACAUUUCAAAAAUGGCCUGAGGAGGGGAGUCAGUUGGUAAAGACACAUAUUAAAACUCCUAAACAUCAAAUUGGUGUUCUGUGAACCAGUGUGACUCUACUGUGUUAGGGUUUAAAUUUUGUAAUUGCUGAGACCAGUGAGCCUUUCAUGGGUGUUUGGUACUCUCCCCACCUCUCUCACUAGGCUCCCUCUGUUACCCCUUCUCUCCUUUCCCCAUCCCUCCCUAACUUUCUUUGACCAUGGGGUCAUGGCCUCUCUUUUUCCUGUUAGCCUUGGCUUCUGUCCCAAUUGCCUUUAGAUAGCCUGGGCUUUUUCCAGGCAGCCAGAGGAUGACCCAGGUGUUUAUAUGUCUUUCUGUCUCUCUCUCUCUCUCUCUUCCUCCUUCCCCCUCCUCUUUCCUGUAACCCGAGAGUCUACCCCGACACCUACGCAACUUCAAAACCUGUAUUUUUAUUAUGCACACCUCAAGAGUAUCAUGUAUAAAGUGCAAACACAUAAAUUUAUUUAAAUGCCCUUGUAAAUUUAUCUGAAAAUGUUCAAAUUUUUUUGUCUGUGUAGCAUUUUUAUCAUUAAUUAUUUCCUUAUUUGUAAUAUUUUGUGUAUCUUUGCUGUUGGGCAUUUUUACUUUUAUUAAAAAGUAAAGGAUUUUAUACAAAGCAAGAAA